Molecule: messenger RNA, 924 nt
Organism: Aspergillus welwitschiae
Lineage: Eukaryota; Fungi; Ascomycota; Eurotiomycetes; Eurotiales; Aspergillaceae
Product: kinase-like domain-containing protein
Exons: 4
Coding region: 1-924 (307 amino acids)
Biological process (GO): protein phosphorylation
Cellular component (GO): nucleus
Molecular function (GO): ATP binding; cyclin-dependent protein serine/threonine kinase activity
Source: RefSeq, a predicted model, not a curated record
AUGAGCAACCGAGUCACCCAAAUUGACCCUCUCCAGAUUCAGGCUCGGCAUACAGGGGAUGCAGACCACACGCCAAUACACAUGGAUAAGAUAUCCCAAGGCGCCCAUAGCCAUUGCCUCUCUGAGAAGCCGAAGGCUGAUAAUGCCAUUCAAGAAACGCGGAGUCAGGCCGAUCAGUUGCCCCCUGUCAUGCGGGGACCGCCUUCGGACAAAUUUAUAAAGCGUUUCAGCUGCCGCCUCGCAGGAUCCGUUACUGUUGUUGAGCGUAUCGAAGACCGAACCAAGAUUGUUCAUAUCCGUGAAUUCUCGAAAUUCUCGAAGGAUAAAGCUGAUUGUUGGUUGCAAGUGCUUCGGUCGACUCAUCACCCCAAUAUUACUUCCGCAAUAGAAAUAUACAAGGACCAUGGAAUGACAUACUUUGUUGUCGAUGACCUACCUUUGACCCUGGAAAAUCUGGCAGCCUGUGAAGUGCUUCCGUCUGAGCUCGAGUUAGCCUCCAUACUUAAACAGGUACUUGAAGGGAUAUGUCACUUAUUGGAGUCUGGCUUUGAACAUGGAGAGUUGAAGUGCUCAAACAUUCUUGUAGGGCAGGACGGUGUUAUCAAAAUAGCGGCUUUGGAACACUGCAGUAGACGCCAAUCACGUAUAUCCGAUGUCAAGAGUAUCAGAUCCAUGGCGAACAUAGCAAUGUUUCUUAUGCAGGGGUACGUCAAAGCCGACGGUGCCAUUGGCGUUGACAAUACACAUUGGCAGUCGAAUGCCCUAGAGUUCGUGUCCGCAACAACGUCGGUAAAAAGCGUUCAAGAAUUGAGAGAGUGUGAUCUCCUGACUAAGCACCAAUGCUCUGCAGGCUCAUUGGUUGCGCUUGCGCGGCUCGCUUUUUAUACCACGCGAACUUAUAUUUCGGAAUUGUGGCAACUAUAA